CUUUUUGGAUGAAUGAUAUCUUUAACGAUCCAUUGCUAUUUAUGAAUUCAUCUAAUCCUUAGUGACAGGACAUGGGCAGGUUAGGGAAGAAUCGUACCGACCCAGAGCCUUGGAUCGAGGAGCUUAUUCGGGAAUACGGGACAGCCAUUCCACCAGACCGAGCCGUGAAGGCCACCAUCGUUGGGGUGAAAGAUCUGACCGAGUCCCAAGACGAGACAGACGCGAGCUGUGCCAUAUUUCUGUCCGAUGGGGUGGUCUUCAUCCCCGCAGUGCUCACCAAAGGAGCCUGGGAGAGACUGCAGGAUAUGGAAGAGAGGGAGCGUUUCUCUGGACUUACGGAUGCCAUCGUCAGUGCGAAGAGCCUGCAGCUCAACUUUCACUUGGAGCCUGAACUGGCAAACUGUCAGUUUUAUGUAACCGUCAACCAGAUGAGCACCACUGGGCAGGCCAGCAACCACAAUGCCGUUCCGAACUGUGCGACAUUGGCGUCAGUCAAAGACCUCAUCCUCAAGCUGUGGAGUUCCAGACUAGAGGAGACAUCAUCACAGUCUCAGUAUGGGUUCCGCCUGACAGAGUUACUGGAGGAGUGGGCCAACCUCAACACACAGCCGGACAUGAUUGACAGCCAGGCGGCUCUGUCUCAGCCAACCACCUCUCGCCUUUUUGUGAACACGCCCCCUGCCCCCCCGACCACCUCUCGUCAAAUCGGGGGCUCGUCUGCAGAGUCAAGCACCUCCCACCAGCCAGAGGCACCUCCCGCCACUACCCAGUCGCCACCGUUAUUGGAGGAGGAGGAAGAGGAAAGGGAGGCGGCAGAUGUCCAUUGGCUGAGAGGGAUAAUGAGAAGGCUUGCAUCGCAGUCAUGUGAUCGUCUGGUCACUCCUACUCGGUGGGACCAGGAUCGACUGGCAUAUAAAGUUGAGGAGGGCUUCUCUAUACCGGCACAUCACCUUCUGAUCCCAGAGAACCAGGGAGGUGUGAGCGCCAUGCCAACAACAUCAACAUCAGCAUCCGCAUCCACAAGCAGCUCGACUCCCAGUGAUCUGGUUGGCACCCCACGUGACGCGCAGGCAGCUCAGCCUACCCCUCCCCAAGACCCCUCCUCAGAUCAACCAGGCACCACCCAGAGAGAUGUCCGAGACCAGCUGCCCUCCUCUGGGGAGAGGACGGAUGAUUCGCCCCCUUGCAGUGGUGUGUUGGCGGAAGCGGAGCAGUCACGUGAAGGCGGUGCGUGGGAUAUCUUUGGGCCAGUGGUUGAUAUGCUGAGAUCACCAUCUUCAUCCGAGAUUUCAGCCACACCUGAGGACCUACCAGUGCAUCAGAGCCAAUCUGCGGUGGUGAUUCCGGAGAACCUCCCCCUGUUUCAGAGCCAGUCAGACUCAGCCACCCCAGACAACCUCCCGUUGACCAAGAUCCAAUCAGAUUCAGUUACCCCAGAGAACCUCUGUUCCGCUAUUUCGGAACCUGGAGCCGCCACGCCUAGGAAGAUGCUUCCACGUCCAUUGGGCUAUACCGCAUUGGACCCUCCAGAGAAUCUGGAACACUCGGACAGCCAAUCAGGCUCUACGGGUUCUACAGACAACUUCCCGUUCCACCAAUCUCUCCUGGCCCGCCUGAGCCCUAAACCAAUAGGAACCAGCACGCAAAUCGUCUCGUCCAAUGGCAGCAGCGGUCAAGGGACUGGCUCCACCUUGCCACCCUAUCAGGCGCCACUGCCCUCUGGCCUCAGCCCCGCUCCCUUGAGCGGCAAGCGUUGCACUCCUGAGGCAGAGGAAGAGGAGGAGGAUGAAGAUGGCAAGGCGGCCAGGAGCCCUCCGUCGUGGAUCGCGCAAACACAGCAGAAGCAGACCCAGACCCAGCAGCGCGAGGCCAAGAAGCGCAUGAUACUCUCCCCUUCCAAGCAGACCUGGGUGCACUCGGAUGGUUCUGCGUUUGCAAACAAGUAUGAAGUGUCUGUAAAAGAUAUGUGUGCCCUUGGAAACUUUAAGGUUUCAGCAGAGGACCUUGACUGGGCCAUGUGCUACCUAUUGGCUCCACCACAGCCCUCUGCACCGCCCAGGUGAAGGGACAGGAGCAGAGAGGGCCCACCUGAAUGGCUCUGUUUCAGAUGCUGCAUACUGAGCAAAUCUGCACAGCGCACAUGCACACUACGUAAUCACAGAACAUUCUGAUUAGACAUUCCUAACCAGAAUGCAUUGUAGUUUCGCAGGGCAAAUGCACACUGCACAGCCUGCACCAUCGUGAAUGAACCCAUUAUCUAACCUCCUGUCCUUGCCUUGCACUUGUGGCCUUGUGCUUCGCUGAUACCCUGCCUCCAUGGUGGAAACAAUGAAGUUUCCCCGCUGUCAAGCGAGGCACAACAACUUUUGGGGCACUUUUCCCCAUUCAACAUCCCAUCCUGAUAUAUGUUCAGGAUAUCAUUUUGUCAUGCAAGCUGCAUCAUAACGAAGGUAGUGAAUUUGUUCUGUACAUAACUUGUAAAUGCUGUGUGUGUAUUAUAUUGUGUGGCAUAACAGUAUUUUUGUGUGUUCUUGUAUGUUGCUUACUCUGUAGGCUUAUUCCCCUUUUUGUGUUUUGUGUUUUUGUACUGUGUUAAUAAAUAAACUAUUUA
Molecule: messenger RNA, 2611 nt
Organism: Engraulis encrasicolus (European anchovy)
Lineage: Eukaryota; Metazoa; Chordata; Actinopteri; Clupeiformes; Engraulidae
Gene: acd
Product: ACD shelterin complex subunit and telomerase recruitment factor
Exons: 12
Coding region: 72-2063 (663 amino acids)
Biological process (GO): protein localization to chromosome, telomeric region; telomere maintenance via telomerase; negative regulation of telomere maintenance via telomerase
Cellular component (GO): shelterin complex; telomerase holoenzyme complex; chromosome, telomeric region
Molecular function (GO): telomeric repeat DNA binding
Source: RefSeq, a predicted model, not a curated record